Paramecium pentaurelia is the source of this 1331-nucleotide messenger RNA. Lineage: Eukaryota; Ciliophora; Oligohymenophorea; Peniculida; Parameciidae. The record is from the annotation of a GenBank genome assembly.
AUGAGUGAAGAAGAAGCUGAUGAUACACCUAUAUUAGAUAUCAAACCUGCUUAGACAAAAGAAGAAAAUUAUCCAGCUUGGAUGAGGGAACUAUUAACAAAAGAAAAGAAGUUUAAUGAUAUGUUAGAAAGUGUAAAAACAGAAAUUCAAUAAGUUGAUAAAGGAUUAAGAGAAUUAGAUGAAAAAAAGAAAACCUUUAAAUAAGUGUAACGUGAUUAUAGACCAUAAAAGAUAUAAAAAUAACCAGAGAUUUAAGGAGACUAUCAUUAAUAUUAUUCACAAUUAAAAUAUGAGAGGAAUAAUAAGCUUAGUUUUUCUCUAAUUAAUUCACCUGUUGCUUCAUAAAUUCUACGCUUUCUAUAAGAUCCUAUUAAAAUAUGCUUAGUACUAUAAAGAGUAUGCCAGAAAUGGAAUUAAGUAUUUAAUUCAACUUUAGUAUGGAUGACUUUAAUUAAUCAUACAUUUGGAGAGAAUAUUUAAAAAUAAAUAAUGUAAGAAAAUUAUAAAAUUUUUGGAGUUUCCAUCUAUAAAUUAUUGUUAACCUCUAUUAAGUUUAUAAAGUAAAAUUCUCAAACAUUUACUCUAACUAAAGAUUAAGUAAAAUUAUGUUAAAAUGGUCUCUAAUUAAUCUAAAGAUUAUUAUGUAUUCCAGAAGAUUGCUAUAUUAAAAAUAAACUUAUAACAGAUUUAUAAAGUUCUGAAUUUAAAUCUUCAUUAGAUUCACUUUUAGAUACACACAAUCAUAUUGUAAAAUAGGAAGCAAUUAAUUUAAAAAUUACACUUUAAGGAAUUAACAAUUAUGCAUAUAAAACUUUGAAUGGGAUUAGUGAUUUAAUGAAACUUAAAUAUCGUUUGAAUGACUAAGAAAAUAAUAUAAUUUUACCUUCAAAAUAUUUUUAUGAACUUGUAUCUGAUGAUGCCAAAAUUUCAAUUAAUUUAAGUAAUCCUGAAGAUGAUUACAGAAAAGUAAAUAUCUAUUAUUAAUAUUAAAAUAGUUAAAGAAUUUGAAAGAGUUUAAUAAAUUUAUAGUUGCAAAAAUGAAUGGCUAACCAUUGUAUAUGAAUCUAUAAUUUAAGAAGAAUGAAAUUUUUGGUAAUGGUGAAGAUGAAUAAAGAAAUUUAAUAGUUUUUCAUGCACAAAUAAGAUUUGAUGUCUAAAAUAUCAAUAAACAAUUAAUAAAUGGAGUUGAAUAUUAUGGAGAAGGCGAAUUAAUUAUUGAAACUAGGUAAGAAAAAAAUCAUUAUGAUAUCUUUAUCAUACAAGACUUGAAACAGAAAUUUUAUGUUAUAGGAUCAUCAGCUUCAGAUACAAUCCUAUUUGAGUUUUUAUGA